This is a messenger RNA of Lineus longissimus, 2502 nucleotides long. Its product is annotated as fucolectin-1-like. The coding region runs from base 333 to 1157 and encodes 274 amino acids. The transcript has 5 exons. The record is from RefSeq and is a predicted model, not a curated record. Lineage: Eukaryota; Metazoa; Nemertea; Pilidiophora; Heteronemertea; Lineidae.
AGAGUAGCCGCUGUUGUAAAACUGAAACGGUUGAUCGAGUCCGGGAAGUUGUUCGAUUGGGAGCGCAUUUACUGAUGUCGGGCAGUGGACGGUAAUCGAGUUCAAACGCAACAGGUUCGCACUCAACUACAUUUCAACUGAGCCAGUUCCGGCUACCGCUGGAAUGAGAAGGCUGUGAAGUGGAAACGGGCUGAGUGCGCGCUCUCUCUCUGUCUUGCCUGAAACUCUCAUGAAGAGACUGCAUGCGCAGGGAACAAUGACGUCUCCCACAAUUUGUCAAUAAGCGAACUGAUCGUGCUCCCAUUCCAAACGAAAGUGACAGAAUAUAACAAAUGGGCGUUCGAGAUUUGAGUCUGAUUUUGCUGCUCGGGUGUUCAGUGGUGUUUUGUGCGAGUGAUGUUUUCCUCCUAUCACCAGGGGACAGUUUCGACCCAGUCAACAUCGGGAACCUCUCUCAGACGAGUGAGAUGAAUAUAAUGACUUGUGCGAGGCAGUGCGCCUGGGACACGACUUGCGCGAUGUUUACGUUUAAUGCAACCCUCUCGGAAUGCCUGAGCGCGAGGCUUGGAUGGAACGGGGCAAGGCCCUAUAAUGACUCCAACAUAGCAACUGCUUGCGAAACCUUCUUACAAAAUACGAAUCUCUAUAACUUGAGGACUACGAUAUGUAGUAAGUGGUACACAAGGAUACUGGAUCCCAAUAUAGCAGUUCAAAAACCAACCAAGCAGCAUUCGACCGCUUGGAGAGGUUAUUCCAGAUUGGCUGUGGACGGCGGAGUGACAUCAAACUUUCACGCCAGGCUGCCAAGUUGUACGCAUACCAGAGAUAGGAAGAUCAACCCUUGGUGGAGCGUGGACUUGAAGAUCAAAUAUGAUAUCAAAGUCGUGGCAAUAACCAAUAGAGGGGACUGCUGCUCAGAAAGACUUUCCAACUUUUGCAUAUCGGUCGAUGCCGCCUUCCCGAAAACAGGGCUCCCUUAUAUCCAAACAGCUUCAAACGUUUGCUACAGCCAGAUUCCACCAAUGAAGCCAGGAGAAACUAGGUACUUUCUAUGCAGGCAGAAUCUGUUUGGUCGGUUUGUAGUAAUCUCUCUCGUGACGACGUCUAACCCGCUGACGUUAUGUGAAGUCAAAAUAUAUACUGGAGGAAGGCCAUAAUUCAGGUCGGUGUAAAGUAGAAAAUGUUCCGCUGAAAUAUGUGUCCGGUCCUAUUAUAUUGUGACGGAUUAUGGUACAUGUAUAUGGUUCUAGAGAGGCAAUGACCGUCAAUAGAGCAGAAUAGAAUACUUCGUUCCCAAGACAUUCUACUGACAGGCUUACUGGAAAAAAACGGUAUAUACAUGUUAUUAUCUCCAGAACGAUCUAAAAGGAUGAGUUUAUUACAAUAGGAGUAAACAUCCAUGGAUUGAAAAAUACCAAGGCACUGUUUUGAAAGGAUUUUGAAAUCAAAUCAUCAUGACAGCCGUUUUGUUUCUACCCGCCUGUUGCUAGCAGCUUAAUAAUAAUAAUAAUAAUAAUUUAUUAUAUUAAAAGUGCUUUUGAAUGAAAAUCAUUUGCAAAGCACUGUACAAUUUAAAAAACAACACAUAGUAAAAGAGAAAAAUUGUACAUAGAGAUUAAAACAUUCAUAGAGAUUAAAACAUUUAGGUUCUGGUGUCGAAGUGUUCAAUAAAAAGAUGAGUUUUGAGAUGUUUUUUGAAGGCGCUGGUGCCAAUGGGAUCACGCAUCCAGGCCGGAAGUGAGUUCCACAGCCUGGGUGCCAAGUUCCCCAGGCAACGGUCUCAGAAGACGCCCCUUGUCCGUGGUAUGGAAAGGAGCCAUUGGUCCUCGGAAGACCGAAACCUGCGGUCCGGGGAACGAAGACUGAGGAACUCCUUGAGGUACUCCGGGCUUUGGUCAUUAUGUAAGACUUGAUGCGUCAGCAGUAGCACUUUAUACUGGAUAUGUGAUCUCACCGGCAACCAGUGCAGCUCCUUAAGUAUAGGGGUGAUGUGUUCCCUCUUUUUGGUCUUACUUAGAAGCCUAGCAGCUGCAUUCUGAACUUUUUGUAGUCUUGAAAGUUCACACUCCGGUAGUCCUAAUAGUAAACUGUUUUGAAAAUCUAAUCUUGAUGUUACAAGGGCAUUAAUUACACGGGCACAAGUUUUAUUGUCAAGGUGUCUACGGAUCUUUGAGAUUUUGUGAAUUUGAAAAUAAGCACCCUUGACAACCUUUGACACUUGUUUAGACAUUUCCAUAUUUUCAUCGAAAUUUGCUCCCAGGUUCCUGACCAGGGCAGAAGCCUGGAUAGCGGAUGGUCCAAUGUUAAUGACCGGCAGUGGCUUGAGCUUCGACAGUUUACGUUUUGAAGCAACGAUAAGAAAUUCUGUCUUCUCAUCAUUGCCCUUGAGGUGGUUUAGGCCAAGCCACUUGCGUACAUCACUUACACACGCCUCAGCCCUGGCAACAGCAUCCUGGAGACCAUGUUCCGAAACAUGGAAGCUGUCGUACAGCUGGAUGUCAU